Molecule: messenger RNA, 3162 nt
Organism: Zootermopsis nevadensis
Lineage: Eukaryota; Metazoa; Arthropoda; Insecta; Blattodea; Termopsidae
Product: G protein-activated inward rectifier potassium channel 3
Biological process (GO): potassium ion import across plasma membrane; regulation of monoatomic ion transmembrane transport
Cellular component (GO): plasma membrane
Molecular function (GO): inward rectifier potassium channel activity
Source: RefSeq, a predicted model, not a curated record
GACAAUUUGAACAUAGUUUUUUGUUCAACAGUCAUGUACAGUAGAAGACAUCUCUAAUGACUCUUGUUGCAAUGUCUGUCGCUGACAUGUAUGUGUUACAUUGUAUGUAGUGAUUUCUUAUGUCUCCUAACUAGUUGUACUUUGAGAAUAUAACAUCAUACUUAAAUAGUGUUCCGUAAAGCACUUGAUUAUACUACUACGGACUGCAUGUCAUUCAAGCUCACGUUUGUUCACAAAUAGCUAUUAUAUUGUUGGAUCAGAGAGGAACAGUUGUGGUUUAACGAGUCGACUCUCAUCAAACGUCAAUAUAGCGUCUUACCGUGGUAUUAAUACAAGAGGUGAAGUGAUGGAAGUGAAGAAAGAGGGAUGGAAUAUACGAGUCCCGUCCAGAUUAUAAUUUUACGUUUGCAUCAUUUAAUUAAAUGUACAAACGAUGUGAAAGAUUAUAAAGUUAAAUAUUUUAUAUUUUUCUUAAAAUAUUUUUAUAUAUCUACGUUUUAAAAAAAUAUCCUAUAUGAUCGCGUGAUCAGAUUGGGAAAUGCACAGUAGUGAAAUUUGAAAGCGACUCGUUCGUUUUUGUGAUUAUGCCUGUAUUCCGUUGUUGGAAGAAAAUAAAUCACCGUAAGCUUGUAUAGAUAGUAUGAACGGUGUGUCGUAAUAAGCUUCACAACGGGUGCCACAAAUCUGUCGGAUCCUCCGUCGCAUUUGGAGCAGCAGAGCCCGCUGGCCGCCAGCAAAGCUGAUCACCAAAAAGUAGAAGGCAGUAAUAAACAGUGGGGUGUCAUCACCAUGCGCCUAGGAGGGGGAGGAGCUGUACAGGGUACUACAACAUUAUCAUCUCCUAGACGUCGUCUUUCUCAUCAUAACAUCCAUCAGGUGGAGGAAGACGAAGAUACCAAGGAAGUUAUGCCAGGAGAUGCGAGCAGUGCCUUAUCGGCGCCAUGGGAACACCUCCUUAGUAGCACCAUAUCUCCAGCAGCUGCCGUGGCCGUUAAGUUGGCCAUCAGCGAGGAAGAACCAGAGGAGCAGCCCCAGCAACCCUCGUCCUCUUCCAGGAGAAGAUGUGGUCCUGCUACCGAGAACGGGGGUCUGUUGGGUACCAUCCACAGACACCUGCCGUCACUCUCCAGACUUUCACUGGGCGCAGCGGCUGCAGCAGCGAAGACGAAAGGAGAUCACGGAGCACCACUGUUCAGGUACCGGCAAGCCCGGUUCAGCUCCCGGCGUGUGAGGAAGAGGGUCGUAUUCAAGAACGGCGACUGCAAUGUUGUACAGGGAAAUGUGGCGAAGAGACGGCGACGCUACCUGCAAGACAUCUUCACCACGCUUGUAGACGCUCAGUGGCGAUGGACUCUCCUUGUUUUCGCCCUCAACUUCUUGUUGUCCUGGCUCGGAUUCGCUAUUAUUUGGUGGCUUAUCGUGUAUUCUCAUGGAGACCUCAGUCCAGAAAACAACCCGAAACGAGACGCGUCCGCCACUAGCCACAACCAGACACUGGCAUCGCCGGUUAAGACUGUUUCUGAAGAGAAAGAAUGGACUCCCUGCGUGAAGGAUGUAUCGGGUUUUGUAUCCUGUUUCCUCUUCAGCGUCGAAACGCAGCACACAAUAGGAUAUGGUUCGCGGCAUACGACGGAGGAAUGUCCGGAAGCCAUUUUUAUUAUGUGCCUGCAAAGCAUAGUAGGAGUAAUGAUCCAGGCUUUCAUGGUGGGCAUAGUGUUCGCGAAAUUGUCGCGUCCCAAAAAGCGCACACAGACGCUACUGUUCAGCCGCAACGCCGUGAUCUGCCAGAGAGACGGUCGCCUUUGCCUCAUGUUCCGAGUGGGAGACAUGCGGAAGUCGCAUAUCGUGGAGGCACACGUCAGGGCGCAGCUCAUCAGGAGGAAGGUAACCCAAGAGGGCGAGGUGCUGCCGUACUACCAGCACGAGCUCAUGGUCGGCGAAGACGGCGAGGAGGACAAGAUCUUUUUCAUCUGGCCCACGACGAUUGUGCACAAGAUCGACCCCACCUCACCCCUCUACGUGCUGUCCGCCUCCGAGAUGAUACGAGAGCGAUUCGAGAUCGUCGUCAUUCUCGAAGGCGUGAUCGAGUCCACCGGGAUGACGACACAGGCGAGAUCAUCUUACCUGCCAAGCGAAGUUUUGUGGGGUCACCGUUUUGAGCCCCUUGUGUCGUUCAAGAAAGAGACGGGGGAGUACGAGGUGGACUACAGCCUGUUCAAUAACACGUACGAAGUGGACACACCGCUAUGCAGCGCCAAAGCGCUGGAUGACCUAAAGAAAAUGCAACAGCAACAGGAUAGCCAACACAACGAACAUCAGCACAGGCUAGGAAAAGAAGGAGCGGUGAAUAUCAAGACAGUAAGUCCGUCCAGUAACCCGACACAACCAUUAUCAGCCUUAAGCAGUUGCGGGCACUCUGAGCAGCAGCGUGUGGAUCAGUCUGGCAUUGGUUUUGUAUUUUCUGUGGAGCUCGAAGUGAAUCUGACACAAUAACGGUGCAGUGACUCCACGUAACAAAUAGCUGCCUCUCGAUUUGAGUAACUCCUUAGAUUUGGAAGCAAUGCGCGUUCCGGUUUGACUUUGAAACGACUCAAAGGAAUCACGUACUUAAUUCUGUGAAGAAUAUUUAAUGGACAAUUUAGAAAAAAAGACUGUUUCUCGUAAGAACACGCAAGUAAGCUUGCUGAACAGAGAAAUAAGAUUUUUCUAACUAAAUGAUAGAAAAUAAACAGUCGAAAAAGAGAUUGUUGAAUGAAUAUGGGCCUACGGUGUCAUAAUAAGUUUAAAGUAUCCCAUUUCCAGAAUUUUUUACAUAAAUUUUGAAAGGACUGUCCAUGGAUCUGUUACACUUUCCUCGUGCGUCAUUUAUACGAAAACCAGUGAUUGCUUAAAUAAAUGUUUACUUAGGUUUUGUUUCGCCUCCGUAUUUCAAGAACAUUUUAUGUUUUCCUCAAUGAUUAUUUACGGAUUUUAUAAAACCAAAUGUAACACAAGGACAAGUGCGUUCAAUAUAUAGCAACACUGUUAUAUCCGAAUCAUUAUUAUUUAGUUUUGAGGCACGAGAACUAUUAAUACAUUUAUUUUGUUAACGAAGUAAUUUAUUUUAUGGCACAAAAUCACUAACGAAUAUAAAAUAAUUUGAGAUGAAAUAAAAAUUUUAAA